Daucus carota subsp. sativus is the source of this 960-nucleotide messenger RNA. Its product is annotated as SEC12-like protein 2. The transcript has 5 exons. Gene Ontology annotation, biological process: protein secretion. The coding region runs from base 213 to 437 and encodes 74 amino acids. The record is from RefSeq and is a predicted model, not a curated record. Gene Ontology annotation, molecular function: GTPase activator activity; guanyl-nucleotide exchange factor activity; protein binding. Gene Ontology annotation, cellular component: endoplasmic reticulum membrane. NCBI's taxonomy places the organism in Eukaryota, Viridiplantae, Streptophyta, Magnoliopsida, Apiales, Apiaceae.
UGAAAAUUUCUAGCUUCUGUCGGAUGUAGUGGGCCUGGUAGGAUUUGGGAUAUUGCAUCAUCAACACCUGUAGCUGCUUUGCAGAAAGUAAAGGAUGAGCGAUUUGGCUUCUGCAGAUUCUCACAUAGUAUUCAGAACCAUCAAGUUCUAUAUGUCACUGCAAUGCAAGUGGGACAAUUGAAGGCGACAUAUUAGUUUUACAUUCUUCCAGUAUGCGGUUACAUACAGCAGUUAAGAAAACUCAUCUUGGCAUAGUUACAUCCCUGAUGUUUUCACAUGAUUCAAGGGCUCUUUUGUCAACAUCUUUUGAUUCAAGUGCAAGAGUGACACUAGUUGAAGAUAAGAAGGAAAGAGGAUUAAGCUUGUGGGUCAUCUUAUUCAUGAUAUUGCUAGCGAUAGCCGUGUAUUACACAAAAUUGGCAGAAUUGCUUUCGUAGAGAGCACUCCUACUGCUUGAAAAUGUGUGGAAUAUCUUCCAAGUGGAUCAUGAUAUUUUAAUUCUUCUGUCUUUAAAUUUACCAGUUAUAUACUCUUGUUUAGUUAGUGGUGGAAGCGUGAGUGGACAAGGUAGCCCAACCAAAGAUUUAUAAACUAUCUUUUUAAUUUCAUGAGCCCAAAUUGAAAAAGCCCAAUUAGCCGCCUAUAUAAUCAUAACACAUUACCCUAUCAAAUCCGCAUUGUCCUACAAGCCACAAAUCCGCAGCCUAUAUAAUCAUAACACAUUACCCUAGCUAUCAAACCCACUUUGUCCUACAAGAUACAAAUCCGCCGCCUAUAUAUAAAACAAGUUAAAUUUGGUUCAAGAAAUUACAAAUCAAUGGAAACUUCCAACAAUGGGCACCAACUAUUGGUUGAAGAGUCUAGCAAUCACCUAGGUCAAUCAAGCUAUCAAAUGAUAUUAGAGGAUGGUUAUUCAGAAUUAUCACUCAAUCAUCCUUCUAUUGGUCAGGUAAUCCAACU